This is a messenger RNA of Photinus pyralis (common eastern firefly), 1125 nucleotides long. RefSeq lists its product as uncharacterized. Lineage: Eukaryota; Metazoa; Arthropoda; Insecta; Coleoptera; Lampyridae. The record is from RefSeq and is a predicted model, not a curated record. The transcript has a single exon. The coding region runs from base 23 to 1069 and encodes 348 amino acids.
AUUUUUCGUUUUCUUCAAUAAAAUGAGUGGGAAUGAUAUAGACGAGGAAAUUCAAUGGGGUUUACAUUACCGUCAAGACAAGAAAAGAAAUGUUAAAGGUUUCGUCGUGCCUAAAAAAUCUCCGUUGAAUGUGAAAGAUCUGUGGCAAAGAUACCAAGUAACCAAAAACAUUCAAGAUUUGCAAUCAAUCAAGAAACGCGCCUCGAUAAAAAUUCCACCGAACAGUUUUCGUACUCCACCAAAGAAUAAAGUGGGUCUUCUAAGCCGGGCGACCUUUACAAGACGACAGUACUUCAAUUACCUUGCGACACCUUCGACGUUUCGCGUGGACGAGGAGCCUGACCCAAUAACUGUAUUGAAGAAGAAGCUGAGACCGAAGAAGUGUUCAGCCAGGUUGGUCGAACUGGCAAGACCGCGCAAGGUGCGUGUUUAUGGAACGUGGACAGACUUCUGGCCUCAACUUUCCGGAGAGGCAAUCGAGCGACUCGGAGGUUUACUGCAGACGGAUCGGACUUUGGAUCCGACAUUCGCAAGGUGCUGUUUCUCCGACAUGGAUCGAAAACGAAAAAAGGAAAACCGAAAGCAAAAGCGCAAACAGAAGAAAACGCGAAAACGCAGAAAGCGAGAGGAUGUAAAGUGGAUCAAACUGCAAACAAGCACAACCGCUGACCUUUUGGUGUCUUUCUUGCGUGACAGCGUGCCGAAGGACAUAAGCUACAAGCAGAUGCUGCUCUCUGACACGAUUCUCGAGCAGCUAAAGGAACGUCAGCAUCUGAAAUCUAAGCCCUUGAGGAAUUCCAAAAAUGUCUACCAGCGGAGCAUCUACGAGAUCGUGGAUCAGAUUGCACUGUGGAUUGACAACGUUGCGCGUUACGUGGAUGCCCAGUAUACCGAUUCGGUUGAAGAAAUUACCAACAAAACCUCGUUUGAAACUUCAUCGGCGCUGGACGAAGAACAGGAGGAAGAAGGAAGCACGGUGCAGAGGUUCGUAUUGCCACCGAUACCUUCCUUCCCAAACUCUCCAGUUAGUAAUUUUGCGAGUCCAUUUGAAUCCGGAAUUGAGGAGUGAUGUGAUCGUUUCUUUCCCAACUGUAACAGUAUAGUAAAUAAAAUUUUAUCACUUUA